Molecule: messenger RNA, 576 nt
Organism: Caenorhabditis briggsae
Lineage: Eukaryota; Metazoa; Nematoda; Chromadorea; Rhabditida; Rhabditidae
Exons: 3
Coding region: 1-576 (191 amino acids)
Source: RefSeq, a predicted model, not a curated record
AUGCAUGAAAACAGAGGGAGUGUUCUGAGGAAGCCGUGGCAGACGUGGACCAUUUCGAAAGCUGGCAAAGAGAAGGUCGAUAGAGAUCGUUUGGUGAAUGGAGCAACUGGAUGUGAAAUCUACCACAUUUCGAUGAACUACGAUAAGUCUCACCCCUUCAAUAAAAUGUUAUCCGGCAAAUGCAAAAGUUCCAGUCGAAUGGAUUCGAAAAUUCGGACUUCUCGAUCAACGGCCGUAAUCGGAGCUGUAGUCACCAUUGGGUUUGCCUUCUAUGUGCUUGGGCAAAACUUAUAUGAUUCUUUCUUCUAUAAGCCCCACGUAGAGAAGCAAAUCACAUUGCUUCAAGAUGCAAUGUUAAAAAUGCAAAAGGCUGAAAAUUUAACAAUCGCAGACAUCGAGGAGUUGAGCGACUUAUUCUCGGCUGCACAAUGGGCGGAAAUAAGAUCUACAAUUUUCGAAACUUCGAAACUCGAAAAAAUAAUGAAUAUUUGCUACGAGUGCGAGGAAAUUCACAGUAGGAAUUUGUGUUAUGAAGUAGAAAGAACAAUGAGGAUUGAGGAAGGAAUCAGAAGAUAG